AUGAAGGUCACCGCCCUCGUUGUCUCCCUGGCAGUCGCCGUCCUGGCCGUUGUCGAUGCCUCGCCCCUCAAGAUCUCGCCCAAGCACGGCCAUGCCGUCCCCUUGACCCGCAACCCCAACUACAAGCACAACACCCAUGCCCAGAUCGCCAAGUUGAACAAGCGUUACCCUGGCGUCAACAUCUUGGCCACCGGAUCUGUCCCCCUUGUCAACGUCCACCCCGAUCUUGAGUACUACGGUACCGUCUCUGUCGGUACCCCUGCUCAGAAUGUGAAGCUGGAUUUUGAUACCGGCUCAUCUGACAUCUGGUUCCCCUCAAGCACCUGCACCACCGCCGCCUGCAAGAAGCACGUCCGUGAUGGCUCUACCGCCUCUGGUAUCCUCGGCUCCGACAUUGUCAGCGUCGGAGGCGUCAAGGUCCGCCAGACCAUUGGCCUCGCCACUGCCGAGUCCUCGCAGUUUGGUUCCUCCCCCGAAGACGGUCUCUUCGGUCUGGGAUUCAACACCAUUGAGUCUGUCUCUGGCGUCAAGACCUUCUUGGAUAACGCCAUUGCCGCCGGCGCUCUUACCUCGCCUGUCGUCUCCGUCUUCCUUCCCUCCGUCCGCCGCAACGGUGGUGUCGGUGGAGAGUACCUCUUUGGCGGCAUCGACUCGACCAAGUACACCGGCUCGUUGACUUACGUCCCCGUCACUAAGAAGGGCUACUGGCAGGUCCACAUCUCGGACGCCAGCAUCAACGGUGUUUCGUUGGGCCAGGCCUCUGAGGGAAUCAUCGACACCGGCACCACCCUCGUCAUUGUCGGCGACGCCGCCGCCGCCGCCAUCCACAAGAAGAUCUCCGGCGCCAAAAACGACCCCAACAACGGUUGGUUGGUCCCUUGCUCCCUCAAGUCCAACACCGGAAACGUUGGCUUCCAGUUGGGCGGCAAGACCUUCAACGUGCCCCUGGCCGAUUUGGCUUAUGAGGAUUUGGGAGAUGGUUCCGGAAACUGCUUCUCGGGUAUUCAGGGCGGUCAGGAUGGACUUUGGAUUUUGGGUGAUGUCUUCAUCAAGAACAACUACUGUGUCUUCUCCCAGACUUCGUCGCCCAGCAUUGGAAUCGCUCCUCUUGCCUACUAA
This is a messenger RNA of Linnemannia hyalina, 1119 nucleotides long. The record is from the annotation of a GenBank genome assembly. Lineage: Eukaryota; Fungi; Mortierellomycota; Mortierellomycetes; Mortierellales; Mortierellaceae.